Messenger RNA from Anarrhichthys ocellatus (wolf-eel), 8326 nucleotides. RefSeq names its product NOVA alternative splicing regulator 2 (gene nova2). NCBI's taxonomy places the organism in Eukaryota, Metazoa, Chordata, Actinopteri, Perciformes, Anarhichadidae. The transcript is spliced from 5 exons. The record is from RefSeq and is a predicted model, not a curated record. Gene Ontology annotation, molecular function: RNA binding. Bases 1531 to 3084 code for a protein of 517 amino acids.
CCCAGGAGUUUUUUGGGGGAGGUUUUCACAUGUGAGUCGGGUUGUGUGUUUGAAUUGAGCCGAACAUGUUUAUUUACGUGGACACCUGGUGAGGCUCGUUAUUGCACGUUAUUCGCUUUUUCGUGCUGGACUUAUUGGACUUAUAUACUUUUCGAUGCCUUUGCGUGAUGUGGGGAAUUUGGAACCAGAGUUUUUGUUCACAUAUGAGCGGGGUUUCAUGUUUGAACUGAGCUGAAAUGUUUAUUUGUGAGAUUCGUCCACAUGUUAUUCGCUUUAUUGUGCUUUCGUUUGACUUCUACUUGACAUGGAAACCUGCAGAGUGUCAAAAACCAUCGAUGUGAUGUAAGUUAAUGUAAUCGACAUUUUUAAUACACAUUUAUUUUUCACUACCAUAUAGCUCGAUCUUGUAAAUAAAAAUAAACACACUCAACCCAGACGAUACAUUUCCAGAAGUAACUUUUUAUAAAGUAGUUUCACACUUUAUAUACUUAAAAUAAUAAUAAAAACAAAACAAAACGCUACAACACACAGACAAGUCGCACUUUCACUAAAACGUCUGGAGAAAAAAAAUACCAAUUUUACCGGAUGCCCAUGAAGGCAUCGCGAGGCCCUGUGACGUCAGGCGCUCCCCUGCGCUCCCUCUAGCAGCCAGUCAGAGAAGGGAUGCUCUGAACGCAAAGACUGCAGCAUCUUCGCCGAGAGAACGAGCAGGAAAAAAAAGAAUACACCGUCUCUACUUUCUCUCUCUCGCUCUCUCUCUCUCUCUGUGUGUGUGUGUUCCUCUGGACCCUCUUCACGCAGCCCCGUCACCCCUGGGUGUCUUCAUGAUCGGAGCCAGGACAGGAUAAGAAGAAAGAAAUUAUAAUAGCCCCACCAUCGGAUUUUCAUAUUUUUUUGUUUUGUAUUAUAGCUAUAAAUGCUUCGCCGACCUUUUCCCUCUCUCUUCGGUUGAGUCUUCUUUCGGUUCUUGUGUUAUUUAUUGUUCCGUUCCGCUGGCUGUAGCGGAGGAGCGCCACCGUCCUUGCACUGCCUGACAUGAGUACGCUCUUUUUCUUCUCGCUGCAGCGGAAUGACACACAUAUCCGAAGCCUGAUGGAAGAUUGACGCUCCUGUUUGCACGUUGUUUCUUUUCUCAGUAGCCUAGAUCAUUGUCCAUUGCAGAGUUUUUUUUAUUUUUUUUAGGAUUGUAUUCCCCCCCCCCCCCCCCCCCCCCCCACCACCACCAGCACCACCUCUGACUCGAUCAUCCGUCGCUCCAGCGUUUCUUUCUUUUCUGUACCCUGCGCAGCAUCUCUGCACGCAACGGGCGCACCACCGCGGAGAAAACGCGCAGCUAAUCCUUCGCCGUCCGCAAGAAACAGGCGUAUUUUUUUUCCUCUCCUCCAAUUGCUCAAAUCGCUUUCGCCUUUCUGCAAGGACUCCCAUCUGUACGGCUACACGCUGCGAAGAAUAAAAAAACAAAACAACAACGGGGAAAAAAGGGGGAUUUAAACGCAAACGUAGCCCAAGCAUCCAAGAGCGAGCUCGAAAAUGAUGGCCGGCGGAGCAGUACAGCAAAACGGGAUUUUCUCAAAUCCUCACCAUCACAAUCAACCACCGCACAUGGAGUCCGAUCCCCCGGACUCGCGCAAAAGACCCCUGGAGACUCCGACGGAGGCCAGCAGCACCAAACGCACAAACACAGGAGUGGCCUUCCUGCAGCCCCUAUUUGAAACUGAAGGCAUUGUAUUCCCUCACCAAGAAACUGAGACUCAUGAGGAAGGCGAGUACUUCCUGAAGGUUUUGAUUCCCAGCUAUGCGGCGGGCUCCAUUAUCGGCAAGGGAGGUCAGACCAUCGUCCAGCUGCAGAAAGAGACCGGAGCCACCAUCAAACUGUCCAAAUCCAAAGACUUCUACCCAGGAACGACAGAGCGCGUGUGUCUGAUCCAGGGGACGGUGGAGGCGCUGAACGGCGUCCACGACUUCAUCGCUGAGAAGGUGAGGGAGAUGCCUCAGAGCACCCAGAAGACAGAGCCGGUCAGCAUCCUGCAGCCACAGACCACCGUCAACCCCGACCGCGUCAAACAGGCCAAGCUGAUCGUCCCCAACAGUACGGCGGGGCUGAUCAUCGGCAAAGGUGGUGCGACAGUCAAAGCGGUGAUGGAGCAGUCCGGGGCGUGGGUCCAGCUAUCCCAAAAGCCCGAGGGCAUCAACCUGCAGGAGCGUGUGGUCACCAUCAGCGGGGAGCCGGAGCAGAACCGCAAAGCCGUGGAGAUCAUUGUCCAGAAGAUCCAGGAGGACCCACAGAGCUCCUCCUGCCUCAACAUCUCCUACUCCAACAUCACAGGGCCCGUCGCCAACUCCAACCCUACCGGCUCCCCGUACGCCAACUCGACAGAGGUUAUGCCAUCUGCGGCAGCCGCUGCGGCAGCCACGGCUUCCUCUCUGCUCGGCCAGGCCAGCCUAGCUGGGGUGGGGGCCUUCCCGACCACUAUGUCCAGCUUCUCAGGCAACGACCUGCUGACCAUCACCUCCGCCCUCAACACCCUGGCCAGCUACGGCUACAACACCAACUCCCUGGGCCUGGGGCUGAAUCCCGCUGCAGCCUCAGGGGUGUUAGCAGCUGUAGCGGCUAAUGCUAACCCGGCAGCAGCUGCUGCGGCUAAUUUGUUAGCAUCCUACGCCAGCGAUGCAUCCGGCGGCAUAGGUCACCCAGGCGGUCUCGGAGGCUUUACCCUGGGAUCCCUGGCUGCCGCAGGGGCCACCAAUGGCUACUUAAGCGCUGCGUCGCCCCUGGUGGCGUCAUCUCUAAUGGCCACAGAGAAGCUAGUAGAAGGAGCAAAGGAAGUGGUCGAGAUCGCCGUGCCAGAAAACCUGGUAGGAGCCAUCCUGGGGAAAGGAGGGAAGACGCUAGUGGAGUACCAGGAGCUGACCGGCGCCAGGAUCCAGAUCUCCAAGAAAGGCGAGUUCAUCCCUGGAACUCGGAACAGGAAGGUGACCAUCACGGGUUCCCAGGCCGCCACGCAGGCUGCACAGUACCUGAUCAGCCAGCGAAUCACCUACGAGCAGGGGGUACGUGCCACCAACCCACAGAAGUUGGGCUAAACCUGACAGCCAAUGAGAAACGAGGAGGAAAAGAGGAAAAAAAAAGAGUGGGGGCUUGGGGGAGGAGUAUAAAAAGAAGUGAGAGUGAGAACGGAAAAAAGGAGAGGAGAGCAAGUAUGUCAGAAGGAAUCGUCCGCGCUGUUUUCUUCUGCGUGUUUUCAGUAUUCUCUAUUAAAAAAAAAAUUUUUUGACGCGAAGCAAAAAUGUGCUGAGAAGACGAGGAGGGAGAGGAGUUAUCACGCUGAAAAACCAAGAAAAAAAUUGUGUAACAUGUACAUAAGGUUUUAUUACUUAACGUCUUGACCUUUCGGGAUUUUUUAUUGUUUUGUUUCAUUGUUUUAUUGUUUGGUUUCGUAAAUUAAGCUGUCUGUUUGUUUGUGUAUUGUGUGGACAAAGCUGAAUGCCAUGUAGACAGGCCGACUGCCUGAGAGGCUACAGGAAGCGGGGGGAGGGAGGGAAGGGCACGGGUGCAGAUAGGUGGGAGGGGGGGGUUGCAUUUAAAGGGUACAACCCUCCACCCCCGCACCCCCAACCCUAAAUCCCUUAUGGAAACAACCCUUACCCCUCCCUCCCCCUGCAGCCCACACCCGUCCCCCUCCUGUCGGGUUUUUUCCUUCUAGUUUUGAUUUGCCCCUUGCCCCGCCCCCUCUCUCACUACUUGCCCACCCCUCCAAUCCCCCACCCCACCAUCCCUUUUACAAGGGUUUUAUAAUGAGCAAGACUGCAAACUUAAGCCUGGUGUGUAAAGGAAGAAACAUCCUCAAAUCCCCCCCGACCCCUCUUAUUUGCCCCCACCCAACUAUGAUCUCCCCUCCCCCCUCCCGCCCUCUCUCUUGGAGACGAAGGGAGGGGCGAAGUGAAAUCGGGGAAGGGUGUGGGACGGAGGGGCGAGAAUCAGCUGGAUGUUCCUUCAUUUGCACACCACCCCAUGUGCACCCUGUGAUGUAUCCCACAAGCAGUGCAGCGCGGUGGGGGCGUUACAGCACGUAGCGCCCCCCACACCCCCCACAUACACACAUACACACACACAUACACACACACCUUACGCACCCCUAGCAGCCCUAGUGUUUGAGAUAGAAUGCCGAGGCGCACGCUGAUGACCUCACGUAGUGCGAAACCGACGAGAGUGAUACUGUGCAAGCUGCGGCAAACACACGGGAUCCACAGCAUUUCUUUGCAGUCUGCUGUGAUAAUUCUGUUAACGAGAUUGUCAUGAUUUAUUAGGAAUCAUCUCCAUCAUCAUUAUUUAUUAAUGAGUUCACCCAUGAAAAAAAGCUCAGUUGUUUUUUCUUUUUCUUCUUUUUUUUAUCUGUGAAUUCAGGUUGACAUGAAUGUAAAUGAGACUUUUUGAUUUGAAUCUUUUGUUUUAAUUUAAGUCGAUUGAAGAUGAAUAGUAAUGUUACAUAGUGUAAUAUAUGUCUUAUUUAAGUCCAGUAAGCCACCCCAGGCAUUAAUAUCAUUACAGUGAAGGAUUACCUUAUACAUACAUAUCUAUAUAGAUAUAUAUCUAUAUCUAUAUAGAUAUGUAUAUAUCUAUACAGAUAUCUAUAUAGAUAUCUGUAUAUAUAUAGACAUCCAGUCAAAGAGCAGAACAGGGAACGCACACACACGCACUGAAACAAAACAUAACGAUGCCAUAUUUGGUGCUAGAAAAGGGAAUUCACCAUAUCUUAUGAUGCAGACUGCAGUACGACCUCUAGAUUAGCAAUAGAAUACCUGUAAGCCACACACACCACAGGCUGCAGUGCAGCGUCUACAUUCACGGCUAUAUUAACCCUAAAACACCUGGGUCAUCACACUUAGCUAUCCUCUCAUGUACUCCGAAACACUGCUGUUGUGUCUGAAUCUGUAGGCAAAAUGUCCCGUUACAGUUUUGCCUACAGUGUAACCGAAAUGAGACUCAGACGAGCUGCUCAGCCUGUGGUCUUCCAUGAAACCAUUUAGAUAAACCCAAAACCACAGACUACAACAAGCAAGAGCACUUAAGACUCACAACGUACUGCUACUACUGAGACAAAUGCAAACAUUGAGAAAGAGGAAACACUGAAGCACGACAUUGUUCGUGUGGGGUCCACUGCUACAUCUGCAAGCCUCACGAGUAGAUUUUGCUAUUUGAGGACAGCGUGCAUAUCAGUAAAGGAGAUAAAUAGCCUCACUGGUCUUCGCCCUUAUCAAACAACCGUCCGACUGCCGACGAGGCAAAAGGGCAGACAUGAGAGAUUUUCAACACACGUCCAGGGAGUUGAGCUCGUUUCCGCCUCUGGCAAACCGCAGGUCACCCACGGCAACAGGUGUACUGCCCACUGUAGACCCAGGAGGCUGCUGGAGAUGCUGUCUUUUCUUUGAUUGUUUGAACUCUUUUUUUGUGUCGUGUUAUUAUUUGAUUUUUUUACAAUCGGAGUACACUGAAUUUUUGUCUUAAUGCACUGUGAAGCGAGAGAGCGGUUCUCUCUGCCCACGAGGUCAGGGAUGUGUGCUGUACAGACAGCAUCGCGAUCGGAUGUAUUUUUUUGUGUGGUAUGGGGGGGAAAAACAAAACACAUAUAUGAAAUAUAUGUAGAAUGCAUAUGAAGAACUUCACCAGAAAUGUACGUCAUAUCUGAAUACUGAAAGAGACUAGGUCGAUGAAGAGGAUAUCAAUCAAUUGAGUUGACGGGUCGAGAUCUAUUAGAUUCUACUCACACCUGUUGUUUCAGAGAAUACUUUUUGCAUUCAGGAUGUUGGGGGGAGUGUUAGGAGUCCAGCAGCAGAUUAAAGAGACUGGAAGAAAUUAUAAAAAAUUCACUUUUCUAUCGCAGCUGUGUCUUUUUCAUAAACAGUUGGAAUUGGUAAUGCACUGUACAUCCCAACGGGCGAAUCCCUGGACACGUGUUUAAGUGUGACGGAAUGUAAAAAUGACAAGUAAUGAGGAGAGGGUGCAUUUGAUUUAUUGACCUAAACAGCCCCGGUGAGGGGAAGGAACUCCUCUUAAGAUUAAGAAAAAAACUCUUUCGAAACCAAUCCGACCCAAAGUCCUCCACUGUGCUACCGAAUGUGUCACUCUCUGUUGGAGCGCCAGUGAAGGUUUAUCUCCGCAGCUUGGUAAGGAGGCUUCUUUACUCCCAUCUAACACCAUCCACACUCUCCUCACCCUCCCCUCCCCCUCACCCGUCCCCCCAGUCCUCAAACGCACUCCCAUCCUGACACCCCCUCUACCUCCUACCACAUCGCUCCAUGGGUGACUAUGUCUGGUGUGACGAUCAAAUGCAUGUCUGCUGCUUGCCCUGACGAGAAAAAGAAAAAAACGCCACUGAUCGCGUUUCUCUUCUCUUUGCCUCCUCGGGGGAGAGGGGGGGGCAGCCGACGCGCCCCCCGCCAGGAAAACCACCACACCUGCAGAGGGAGUCGUAGUCGAGGCCCGCACACACAUAGAAACAUACACAUAUCGUGAGGGAAUACUUUGUCAUUGGCGGGGUUUGACUGGAUUUAUGUUUGAUAUUUUGUAGACGAAAAAAACCUCAUAAGACCAUAGGGAGAUAGUAGUUGUAUUAGAUGUAGCGUGCUUUUGUUUCGCUGUAGAACUGCACUGUGCUGGAAGCAGUUUGUUUGGUGCAUGCUACGUCAGGUUUGAGCAGGUAGACUACAUGCUUGAUUUAUCAUAUAUCAAGCACAAAUGGCAAGAUUGUACUUUUUUAAAGGAUUCGCUGCUUUUAUCCGUCUGAUAUUGUAAAUUGAAUAUGGUUUGGUUUGGGACUGUUCAGACGAAACCAGGAGUUAGUAGACUGUUCUGAGAACUUGUGAUUUUUCACAAUUUUCUGACAUUUAAUAGACUGAACUAAUUUUCAGUCCAGCUAAAUUUAUAUUUUGAGGAUUCAUUAGAGAUGAUUCCGCCAUUCCAACGUUAUGACCAGAGCAUGAAAGUACUUUGGAUACAGCACAGUGCAUUCGCAGUGGAAAAACUGCAUUGGAAUUUCUGAUGUAGGUGUCACUUGAGUUGAUUAGUACUGGAUGUGUUUCUUCUUCAUCUCAUUAAUCAAACAUUAGAAUGAUCGUUUUCGGUUUGUCUUUUAAAAAGCGGCCAAUCUCUUUAGUCGUCUCGAUGUUAGGGGACGGAGAUCAAAUGUGAUCGAGUACUGGAAGCAAUACACGUAGUGGCAUGUUGUCCUGUCCUUUAUCCUCUGUCUGCCGUUGGAGCUUUGGAUUUAGAUGUUGAAUAGGUUUACACAAGUCAUUUUCAUUUUUUUUAAAUUUGUGGGAAAAUGCUGCUAUUUAACAAUUACCGAUGUACUAAAAAUACUAGGUGAAAACAUAUCGAAAUCUGUCAUUUAGCUGGAGAGGCUAGUCGCAAGCGGCAGUGUAAUACAAGCUCUGUUAUAAGCUGACGAUAAGUUAAUAAUAGUGUAAUUCUAACCUGAACAAAGUAAACCUGUGCCAAACUAGGUCUUUACAGAGUGUAAAUGUGUCGAUUUAAACCACAUUAGACUAGAGGAGACAUACUUUUAUAUUAAGAAAAUGUGAAAAGUGCCAAAUGAACCAUAUUUAUGAUUUACACGGGGAGGCAGUCAUCCACGUGACAGUUUUUAGGAGUCAGUAUAGGAGUUUGUUUAAGGCCUCUCAGUUCCUGCCACAAGAUGAGGGACCGCCAUGUUAGCAAAAGUGUUCAGCCAGUCCUCCGGGAAGUACAUUUCCCAGGAUGCAACAGCACUCCGACUCUGGGGCUCGACAAAUCAACAUAGCGACAAGUUAGCAUAAUUAUGCUAAAAAAAAAAUGUGACUUGAUAGCAUUCUUAAAUACAGCCUUUUAUAGUUACGAUGAAAAUGUAUUUUGUGGAAAUAGAUGUUAUCUUUUUUGCAUGUCUAUAUUGCAUGAUAUCAAAGUGAAACGUGGACAAAAAAAUGGAGAAAAAAAAAUCAAAGAAACAAAAAAACAGAAGUGACAAAAAAUAAAUUAGGCAGUGUGUGUCAUUCAUUUUUCGACAAAUCUUUGCAUGCCGAUAAGGGUGGAGCAUUUUGAUAUUGUUUUACACGCGUUCAAAUGUUUGUUGUUUGAGUCCCGGUCCACCGGCCGACGGUGAACAAAAUAUUUGACCGUGACGUCACAACGAAAUGAGUAGUUUGUCGUUGUCCAGCCAUCCUCGAUGGGAUAUGAAUAAAAACUCUCGAACAAACAUAAGACUAUUUUGCUACUUGCCGAGCGAGCUUGUACUGAAAAGUUCUCAGUUGCUGCCUAUCCUUAAGACAGAAAAAAAAAGAAAAAAAAAUC